Molecule: messenger RNA, 5490 nt
Organism: Phasianus colchicus (ring-necked pheasant)
Lineage: Eukaryota; Metazoa; Chordata; Aves; Galliformes; Phasianidae
Source: RefSeq, a predicted model, not a curated record
GCUGAGCCCCCCGCCCGGCCCGGCUGAGCGUAGGAUGAGCCCGCGGCAGGCGGAGGGCGAGAGGCCGCCCCGCGCCCUCGGGGGGAUCUAACGCGGCCGCGGAGGCGGGGGGACACGGAGCGACGCCGCCCCCCGGCACCUCGUCCUUCAUGGUGGCUCUCUGCGCCCGACGCCUCCCAGCAGAAGCGCGGCCCGGCCCGGCCCGGGGGUGGUGUGCGAGUGCGAGUGCGCGCCGCGGGCAGCGCUGGUGCCCGAGCGAGGGAAAAUGUCCACUCGGACUCCAUUGCCCACGGUGAACGAGCGCGACACCGAGAACCACACGUCCCAUGGAGAUGGACGACAGGAAGUUUCCUCUCGAACUGGGCGCUCUGGAGCUCGUUGCAGGAAUUCUAUAGCUUCCUGUGCAGAUGAGCAACCACAUAUUGGAAAUUACAGACUCCUCAAAACGAUUGGAAAGGGGAAUUUUGCAAAAGUAAAGCUGGCGAGGCACAUCCUCACAGGCAGAGAGGUUGCCAUAAAGAUAAUUGACAAAACACAGCUGAAUCCAACUAGUCUACAAAAGCUCUUUAGAGAAGUAAGAAUAAUGAAGAUCUUAAAUCAUCCAAAUAUAGUGAAGUUAUUUGAAGUCAUUGAAACUGAAAAAACUCUCUAUUUAAUAAUGGAAUAUGCAAGUGGGGGGGAGGUGUUUGACUAUCUGGUUGCGCAUGGAAGAAUGAAGGAAAAGGAAGCAAGAGCUAAAUUUAGACAGAUAGUAUCUGCAGUGCAGUACUGCCAUCAAAAGCAUAUUGUUCAUAGAGAUCUCAAGGCUGAAAAUCUGUUGCUAGACGCAGAUAUGAACAUUAAAAUAGCUGACUUUGGUUUUAGCAACGAGUUUACAGUUGGAAAUAAACUGGACACCUUUUGUGGCAGCCCACCGUAUGCUGCUCCAGAACUUUUUCAAGGGAAAAAAUAUGAUGGACCUGAAGUAGAUGUUUGGAGUUUAGGUGUUAUUCUUUAUACCCUCGUGAGCGGAUCUCUUCCUUUUGAUGGACAGAACUUAAAGGAACUUAGAGAAAGAGUACUAAGGGGGAAAUACAGGAUUCCUUUCUACAUGUCCACAGACUGUGAAAACCUCCUCAAACGUUUCCUGGUGCUAAACCCAACAAAAAGAGGCACUCUAGAGCAAAUUAUGAAGGACAGGUGGAUCAAUGCAGGGCAUGAGGAGGAUGAACUUAAACCUUUUGUUGAACCAGAACUAGACAUCUCGGACCAGAAAAGAAUAGAUAUUAUGGUGGGAAUGGGAUAUUCUCAAGAAGAAAUUCAGGAAUCCCUUAGUAAAAUGAAGUAUGAUGAAAUCACAGCUACGUACUUGCUGCUGGGAAGGAAAUCAUCAGAGUUGGAUGCGAGUGAUUCAAGCUCCAGCAGCAAUCUUUCACUUGCUAAAGUUCGGCCAAGUAGUGAUCUUAAUAAUAGCACUGGACAAUCUCCCCAUCACAAAGUUCAGAGAAGCAUAUCUUCAAGCCAGAAACAGCGGCGCUACAGCGAUCAUGCUGGACCAUCCAUCCCCCCAGUAGUGGCAUAUCCCAAAAGAAGCCAAACUAGUACUACAGACAGUGACCUAAAAGAGGAAGGAAUUCAAUCAAGAAAAUCUAGCAGUAGUGCUGUUGCAGGAAGAGGAAUUGCACCAGCUAGUCCAAUGCUUGGAAAUGCCAGCAAUCCAAAUAAGGCUGAUAUUCCUGAACGUAAGAAAAGUUCGGCUGUCCCUAGUAAUAAUACUGCCCCUGGAGCAAUGACACGGCGCAACACAUAUGUUUGUAGUGAAAGAACCACUGCUGAUAGGCAUUCAGUGAUACAAAAUGGCAAGGAGAACAGCCUGACAGAAAUGUUCGCUUACGCAGCUAGCCCUGCUUCAGUUUGUACUACAUCCUUCUCCAGUGUUCGGCUGCGACAUCAGAAGUCGAUGUCCAUGUCAGCCUCUGUGCACACGAAGAUGAUGUUGCCUCCAAUAGACAAUGGCGCAGAUAACUUCAGGCCUAUCACUAUUCCCGAUCAAAGAACGCCUGUCGCUUCAACUCACAGCAUAAGCAGUGCAACCACACCUGACCGUAUUCGUUUCCCCAGAGGAACGGCCAGUCGGAGCACCUUCCACGGCCAGCUCCGUGAGCGACGUACCGCUACCUACAACGGGCCCCCGGCCUCCCCCAGCCUGUCCCACGAGGCAACGCCGCUCUCUCAGACUCGAACCAGGGGUUCCACUAACCUGUUCAGCAAACUGACUUCAAAACUCACAAGAAGAAACAUGUCAUUCAGGUUUAUCAAAAGCCGCAAUGUAGCUGUGGAUCAGAAGGAUGAAAACAAGGAAGCCAAGCCUCGCUCGCUGCGUUUUACAUGGAGCAUGAAAACCACCAGCUCCAUGGAUCCCAAUGACAUGAUGAGGGAAAUCCGGAAGGUCCUGGAUGCCAAUAAUUGUGACUAUGAACAAAGAGAGCGUUUCUUGCUUUUCUGCGUCCACGGAGAUGGGCACGCGGAAAACCUCGUACAGUGGGAAAUGGAGGUGUGUAAACUGCCAAGACUGUCCCUGAACGGAGUUCGCUUUAAGCGGAUAUCGGGAACAUCCAUAGCUUUUAAAAACAUUGCUUCCAAAAUUGCCAAUGAGUUAAAGCUGUAACAAGAAAAAUAGUUAAGUUGUAAAUUAGUUAGCAAUUUCAAGUGUUUUGAGAAUUCCGAUGGAAAUGUAUAGAAUAACAUUUAGGCAAUAACUUCUGCAUCCUUCUGAAUAGUGAUAUUAAAGAAAACAAAGCUGCUGAGCUGGGAGGGAGAGUUGGACUUUUUUAUAAGUGCACUACAGCAUUAAAGUUGCCUACUAUGUAAAAUAUUACCCUUCUGCUUUAUUUCCAUUGCUCCUAAGUCUUUGACAACAAAUUGAAACACGGAAUAUAUUCAUUUAAAUAUGCCUCCUGUUUGUGUGGACGUGUGAAUGUACAGUAUGUGUGUAUAAUAUAUAAAGUAUUAUAUGUAAACAAUUCAUUUACCACAUGGAGCUGUACCAGUACCUCUUUUUGGGCUAAUUUUGGUGCUAAAAAUUGAAAUGGCCAAGGAGGAAACACUUGAGUUAAUAUUUAAAAUAACUGAAGAGAUAACCAGUAAACGCAGGUUUACAAUUCACUGCUGUGUUAAGGAAAAAAAAAAAAAAGGGUGUGAAGGGUUUGGAUUUACGGUUGUGAACAUUAUUAGUCCUGUUUUCUAAGUAGAGCUCAUGAAAUUAUUAAAAAUUCACUUCUACCGAGUAAGUCUUGCAUUAUAUUUUGCCCACCUAUUUAUUAUUUAAGUCUGAAUCAAAUUUUAAAAAUGUAGUUGAUUUGUGCAUUAAAAUUUGGGUAAAUGCUUCCAUUCUUCUGCUUCUGCUAAACUACUAAAACUGUAUCUUUAUCCUUCUGGCUGAUGAGUUUUGAUUGCAGCUAAGAGUAAUUUUCGUUGCUCCACAGUCCCUCUGCAGAACAGUGUGGUGUGCUGAGCGCUAACCAGUGGCUUCUUCUUUCAGAGUUCUCCACCUUACAGUAGGUCAGACUGAUAAUAGCACAAAAAGACUCUCAAAUAGCAGCCACGUUCUGAUGCAAGUCACCAUACGUGAGUCUGUGCUGCUCUGAAGUAUUGCUGCGGGCACGGCAGUGCUUUCCUUUGCUUUCUGAGUGCGCACGGUAUUGAAACCCGAAAGUGGGAGUCAAAUUUGGCUGCCUGUCCCCUGUUGUAACAUCCAGCUUGCUUAACUACAGCCAUAGGUAGUGGCAGCUAAAACUUUCCUUGCAGCUCUCCUUCAGCAUGCUCCCACUUGGCUCUGGGCACGUUGCUUUGGCUUUAUGCCGGCUGUGUCUCCAGAUCCUGCUGAGGAGGGAGUCCGCUGUUGCUCUUGUGCCGUGCAGUGCGGAACCUGCCCCGAUGGACGCUGAUGGCCAGCUAGCUUUCUGUAGGACACCCAGCUGCUGUCGGAUGGUCCCCUCUUCUUAACCACCACUGUGGUGAGCUGGAUUUGGGCUGGCAGACCAGAACCAGGAGCUUUCUUCAAGCGUUGUUUCCUGCUGAUACUCAGUUCAUUUCAUCGAGGACUUCUGUAGAUAAAACCCUGCGUUAUCUACUUGACUUUUUGUAUUAAUGUUUUAUGGUUAUAUUUCAGUGAAGCACUUAAGCAUGUACUUCACGCGUGCUUUAGACUGGAGCCUAAAUUUGCAUUUUAAAUUUGCAGUGAGCUAAUAGCUAUUCAUAGUGCGCAGUUCAGGUCUGACACGAGGUGAAAAUCCGUGGUGUUUUGCAAGUUAGUUCUUGUGACCCGCGGUCUGUGAAGGCAGCAGACUUCCCCUCUCUUUCCCUGAGCAUUGAUAUUGACUAUGCUAGUUUAAAGGAUGAUCGUAGUUGUUAAAUGUAGUAAAUAUUCCUGGAUUUGCAUUUUAUUCUCUGUAUAUUCUGUGUCAUGCCAUGGCUUUGGAACUCCCGGUGUUGGGUCGGAGUUCAGUUGGCUUUCAGUGCUCUGCCCGUGCCUGUGCUGCUCAGUAUGGUUUUUUCCACAAAAACUCCAUUUUGUAAUAGCAAUAAAACAUUUCAGGGCAGUCGUUGUACUUUCUCAGGUGAAGAGUCACCUAUCCUUUCACUUCCUACACUUCAAGCACUCCUCCAAAUGUAUUUUUUUUCACCUGGCAGUGCACUUUGUUGUCUGAACUGAAACAGUGUUCUGAUAAAUUAUGUAAAUCUGUAUUCGAUGGAAGUUCCAAAAGAUUUCAUAUUAAAUGUUUUCUGAAAUACUCUGUUCCUACUUCACCUCUUAAGUAUGUAAUUAUUUCUAAAAAGUGCACCAGUGUCAUACUUUGGAUAUUUAAAAUUUGUAUUUCAGUAUGAAGGUGUUUUCAGAGGGUUCUUACAGAGUUCAUCUGUCUUCGAGGUCUCAAAAAAAAAAAAAAAAAGAUAAUCAUAAACAGAUUUUCACCAGCUUGCUUCCCAAAUGCCCUGCAAAAUGGCCAGGCUGCAAGAACAUACCUUUGUUUCCUUACCAUCCUGCACACGUACUGUGCAGGCCUCCAGCAGCUGCCUGGAAAGGAAACUGCUUCCUUCAGAUCUGCAACCAGAGACCAACCUCUGCCUUUCGUUUCUUCAUCUGCCUUGAGGUCUGUUGGUGCUGCUCCUGAUCCAGCUUCGCAGAGCUACGGCUGUUUUCUCUCUGCAUUAAGAGACGAGCGUUACAAUUAAUCAGAGGCCGGCGCAUGGUGAGCAUCUCUGCAUCCUGAGCUGUGUGUCUGGCAGCCAAGCAGUGUUCUGUAAUGAUAUGGCUGGAGUCCUGGGCCGUGUGGUCUGAGUGUGGUGGUGGAGGGUGUUUGUAAUAGGAUCGUGACUGAAGUUCUGCAGUGCUAAAACCCGUGUCAUCCAGUUCUGAAGAUGUCUUUGCUUGCUGGUCUGGUUAAGAACAAUGUCUUCAGAGUUAUGGGAGAGGUUGGUUGCUUUAAAUAAAAGGGUUCUGGUUUUUAA